AAAGAAGAAAGUAACUAUCCGAAAAGUCCUGAAAUUAUUCUAAAAGAUGAAUAUCAAACAAUCAAGUAUCUCAUAAUUAAAGAAGGUGUAUAUCCACCAAAGCAUAAACUUAAAUAUACUCAGCGUCCUGCAAAGCAUCCUAUACCUCAUAAUUAUGUUGUUCGAACUACAUAUUCAAAAAAAAAAUAUGUUGUUGAGUGCUCAAUAGAUUAUAUUGAUAAUAAACCAUUAUACCAAAUACACUUUGAAAAGUAUUUAGACAAAUUUGUAGAGUCAGACCAGUCAACUUCUCAUGCUGCACAAUUAUAUUGUGAGGCUUUGGCUAAAGAUAUUCAAAACAAGGAACGUGCAGAAUCUAAAAGCAAGCUCUCUGGACCUCUUCUUUUUGGCUUACACUAUAAAAGUGUAGAAGUAGCUCGUAAAACAUUACCAUUAAACGAGUUAGUACGAAUAAAACCAUUUAAUAAUUAUAGUGCCUCAGCACAGCACAAACACAUAUUAGGUUUAGGAAAACGGUUAUUAGAAUUUGUAGAAGAAGGAAAAGAAAAUUUUUUUCAUCAAAAUGAUAACAUCGUUCUUAAGCAAGCAAAGUUUGAAAUCAAUGGUUCUAUAUAUAAUAUCAAUUAUGGAAAAAUCAAUAAACAAAAAAUAGAAUUACAGACACAAGCUAUUGUAAAGUCAAUUGAUCGUAAUCGAAUUUCUCAGGAUGCAUAUAGGUCUUUGGCUAAACUUGACGAAUCGCUAAUUAGAGCUGAAGCACUAACCAGUUUUGAACCAAUUACUGAAGAGUCUGAUAUUACAGAUCCAAUUAUAGUUUCUAAUGUCAUUGCAUCUAUCGGAAAAGGCGGACAACGAUGA
Messenger RNA from Racocetra fulgida, 858 nucleotides. The record is from the annotation of a GenBank genome assembly. Lineage: Eukaryota; Fungi; Glomeromycota; Glomeromycetes; Diversisporales; Gigasporaceae.